AUGGGCCACCGAGAGCCAACCAACCCGCAGGGGCCAGGCACAACCCCGAGUCACAAAGGAGCCGAGGUGAACACCCAAGGUGGAGUCUUUGGAAAUGCUCUCUAUGCUGCGUCUUGCGGAGGACAUAAUAAGAUCGCACUGUUGCUGCUUGAGAAAGGGGCUGAGGUCAAUGCCCAAGGUGGAGAGUAUGGAAAUUCUCUCCAGGCUGCGUCUGCCGAAGGACACGAUAAGAUGGUGCAGCUACUACUCGAGAAGGGAGCCGAGAUCAAUACCCAAGGUGGAGAAUAUGGAAACGCUCUCUAUGCUGCAUCUAAAGGAGGACAUAGUAAGAUCGCACUGUUCCUGCUUGAGAAAGGAGCUGAGGUCAAUGCUCGAGGUGGAUUCUAUGGGAAUGCUCUCCAGGCUGCGUCUUACAGAGGACACGACAAGAUCGUGCAGUUACUGUUAGAGAACGGAGCUGAGGUCAACACCCAAGGUGGAUUCUAUGGAAAUGCCCUCCAAGCUGCGUCUUAUGAAGGCCAUGAUAAGAUCGUGCAGUUACUGCUCGAUAAAGGAGCUGAGGGUAAUGCCCAAGGUGAAGCGUAUGACAUUGCUCUCCAAAUUUCGUCUAUGUAUAGGAGAACAAGAUAA
Molecule: messenger RNA, 630 nt
Organism: Penicillium cosmopolitanum
Lineage: Eukaryota; Fungi; Ascomycota; Eurotiomycetes; Eurotiales; Aspergillaceae
Product: ankyrin repeat domain-containing protein
Exons: 2
Coding region: 1-630 (209 amino acids)
Biological process (GO): innate immune response
Cellular component (GO): cytoplasm
Molecular function (GO): protein binding
Source: RefSeq, a predicted model, not a curated record